AUGGGCGGGAACCAGCGGGAGGACCGCGCGGGAGAGCACGCUGCGGCUCCGCUGGAGGCUAAGGCUCUGGCUGCCGGUGCGCCCCGAUCUUCCAGAGGAGCGCACUGGAGACCCGGCGAGACUGGGGAGCCCUCCGCCUCGGUCUCUGCUGUCUUCCCGGGUGGCACGAAAAGCCUGAGAAUCCCUUCUACCCGGGACCAGCGGAAUUCCCACUUUUGUCUCGAAUGGGGGAGCGGGGCAAAAGGGAGCUGGACGCUUUUAGGGUCCGGGGUCAAUCUCCGGACCUCGACGCCAACCGCCGUCGUGUCCUUUCCACUGCGUUUCGGUCUCUGUUGUGUCUGCAUUCCUCUCCGAGUCUCUUUUGGUCUCGAACACCAUUGCUUUCUCCACCCCCUACCUCCACCCGUGUACUUGCCCCCUAACUCCCACUGGCGGGCCACCGGGAGGCUGCGGAGGUACCGGCGGCAUCUGCGGCGGCGGCAACCGGGAGGCUGCGUGGAAGAGGCGGCAGCAGCAGCGGCAGCCAGGAGGCGGGCCGCCUCCCUGGGGACCCUCUGGGAUGGGUGGGUGCUCCACCAUCCUCCCGACGGCCUCUUUCCUCCUUGUGGAAGGCAGAGCCACAUCCAGCACCACGGACAGCUCCCGGGCGCCAAGGCCAUCUUAGGCCUUCUCAGCUGA
Messenger RNA from Microcebus murinus (gray mouse lemur), 678 nucleotides. Lineage: Eukaryota; Metazoa; Chordata; Mammalia; Primates; Cheirogaleidae. The record is from RefSeq and is a predicted model, not a curated record.